This is a messenger RNA of Rotaria sp. Silwood2, 408 nucleotides long. Lineage: Eukaryota; Metazoa; Rotifera; Eurotatoria; Philodinida; Philodinidae. The record is from the annotation of a GenBank genome assembly.
AUGUACGUCCUUAAUCAUCCUGAUUCUCCUGGUGGCAAUGACAAUAAAGAAUCAGAAACGGACGAUUCUUUAAGUAGUAGAAUAGAUCUACGGAAUGAAAAUCAAAAUGAAGAGAUAUCGUUUGAAACAAUACAUAAUGUAUUUAAUACAAAUGAAUCAACACGUGCACGUUAUGAUGAAAAUAAAAGUUUAAUAACUAAAUUUCAUGCAAAACCAUUUGAAGAAUUAAAAGUUCUUGUUAAUGAAAAAAAACAGCAAAGCAAUCAACAUAUAGAACAAUUAUUAAAUGUUCGUCAUUUACCAAAAGAUAAAUUACCAUCUAAACUAUUAAAUGGUAAUUCAACCUCAAAUGAAAACUUGAAAUUACAGAUGAAUAAAAUUAAUUAUCCAGAAUUAUUUACUUAUUAA